Molecule: messenger RNA, 369 nt
Organism: Aspergillus ruber CBS 135680
Lineage: Eukaryota; Fungi; Ascomycota; Eurotiomycetes; Eurotiales; Aspergillaceae
Product: YjgH family protein
Exons: 1
Coding region: 1-369 (122 amino acids)
Source: RefSeq, a predicted model, not a curated record
AUGCCACCCUCAAGACAAUUCUACGCAACAACCUCCCCCUUCGAAGAUAAAAUCAGGUACUACCGCGCUGUCCGGCACGGCUCCCAGAUCUUCGUCUCCGGAACUACAGCAGUCGAUCCCAAAUCUUCACCCACUGCACCUCAAAUCCUCUACCUCGGAGAUGCGCGACAGCAAACACGUGUAGCGCUGAAUGAGUGUAUCAAAGCCGUUCACGCGCUGGGGGGCCAGGGAGCGGAGAGUGUUCGGGUGAGGAUGUUUGUGGUACGUGACGAUGAUUGUGGACCCGUGGGUGAAGGGUACCGGGAGAUACUAGGGAAGGGGAAAGGGGACGGGAUUGGGGCUGCAGCGACGAUGGUUGUUGAGGGGUAG